This is a messenger RNA of Oldenlandia corymbosa var. corymbosa, 1467 nucleotides long. NCBI's taxonomy places the organism in Eukaryota, Viridiplantae, Streptophyta, Magnoliopsida, Gentianales, Rubiaceae. The record is from the annotation of a GenBank genome assembly.
AUGAUUCAAUAUCAGACGGGGUCGACAUUUUGUCUUUAUCCUUUUAACAAUUAUGAAUACGAAAGUUACGCAACAGAUGCAGUUUCUAUUGGAACUUUUCAUGCUGUUGAGAAUGGGAUUCUGGUAGUCGCCGCAGCCGGGAAUGGCGGUACAGAGGAAGACCCUCCACGCAUUGGGAACGUUGCUCCGUGGAUUUUGACUGUUGGUGCCACCACCAUUGACAGGUUCUUUGAGUCUGAUGUUGUCUUGGGAAACAAUAAAGUCAUCAAGGGAGGAGGUGUUCAUACAUCAACUUUCCAGAAAAGUCCAGUGUACCCUUUGACUGAUGGUCGUUCAGCUAUGAAACCAGGAGCUAAUGAGGUGGAUGCAAGUAAUUGUUACAUAGAUGCCUUGGAUGCAAACAAAGUGAAGGGGAAGAUCGUUCUUCGCCGAAACAGCCUCGAAGAUACUACAACAAGCGGACAAUACGAAGACAUACAACGUCUAGGCGGAAUAGCUUUGGUAUAUGUUGAUAACUAUGGGCAACUAAUAGACUCAGUUUCUGGAUCUAUCCCAAGGAUCCCAAUCACUUGGCAGGAUCGAGAGCAAAUUCAGGCUUAUAUGAACUCCACCAGGAACCCAACGGCAACUAUUCUACCAACUAUAACUGUAUCAAACGUGAAGCCAGCUCCAUCUGUAGCAUUCUUCUCAGGGCGUGGUCCGAUAUAUAAGAAUGACUAUUUAAUCAAGCCAGAUGUUGUAGCACCUGGGGUUGACAUUCUCUCUGCUUGGCCUUCCAAUGUUACAAACGAAGCCUUUAAUAUACUCUCGGGUACAUCAAUGUCUUGCCCUCAUGUUACAGGAAUCGCAGCUCUAAUCAAAUCGAAAUACCCCUCUUGGGGCCCGACUGAAAUUAAGUCCGCACUCAUGACCACAGCGAAUCCGGCUAACAAUUUGAAGAAACCAAUCACCAACAAUGUUGGUGAUCCAGUCACCCCAUACGAGAUGGGUGCUGGAGAAGUAACAUUGUUCAGUCCAUCACAGCCAGGACUAGUUUACAAAACAAAGGGAGUGGAAUAUUUGCGCUUCUUGUGCUACAAGGGCUACAACACUUCAACAAUAAAACUCCUGUCAUCAAUGUUUCCUGCAAACUUUUCCUGCCCCAAAAACUCCAACGAGGAAAUGAUCUCCAACAUAAACUACCCAUCAAUCGUCAUUGUUCAAUCGGCAAACCGUAAGUUCACAACAGUUACAAGGACAGUUACAAAUGUUGGAGACGAAGAAUCGACUUACAGAGUAACUGUUGAAAUGUCCCAGAACGUGGAGAUCAAAGUGAGCCCAACUGAGUUGAAAUUCACCAAAUACCAGAAAAAGUUAAGCUAUGAAGUGACAACUUAUGCAGCUCAACUCAAUGGUUUUGCAUAUGGUUCAAUCUCAUGGAGCAAUGAAAAACACAAUGUUCGCAUCCCUUUUGUUGUGACUAAUUAA